CAAAGCCCAUUAGUACAUUUCGAAAUUGAAUUUGCGGUCACGCUGCAUUGAGUGUGAUUAUCUAAACAUUUAUUUUUUUUAAGUAAAAAUGAAUGUAAAUGCGAGAUUUCUGACAAACAGAAUAGCUCAACAAUGUGCAUACAAGCGUAUUGUCACAUUUUCUACUAAGCCGACAGAGCAGUCGGCGGCAGCAGCUGUGCCCCAACAACAACAACAGCAGCAGCAUGAUGCAGUUGCGCCGCCAGUUCGAAAGCCAAUUGUGCCGGCACAUUACCGAUUCGUUUACCCUGAGUUUUUACCCGAUCCCAAAGUCGAAUGGCGAAAUUCAAUUCGUGAGAAACUCGAACGUUUGGAUAUGUUAAAUCGCCGUCGUCAAAUCGAACUUCCCGAAUUCUAUGUGGGUUCCAUUCUGGCCGUGACUAGUUCGGAUCCCCAUGCUGCCGGUAAGACGAGUCGUUUCGUGGGCAUUUGUAUUCAUAGAGAGCGCUGCGGAUUGCGUGCACGUUUUAUAUUGCGCAACGUUAUCGAUCACCAGGGGAUUGAAAUUGUUUAUGAGCUGUACGAUCCAACCAUACAGAAAGUUGAGGUAUUGCGUCUAGAGAAGCGUUUGGACGAUAGUCUCUUUUAUCUUCGCGAUGCAUUACCCGAGUUUAGCACUUUCGAUGAGCAUAUGGAGGCAGAAACUCUGGAAGAGGGAACGCCAGUGCCUAUUAAUGAACUGAAGGUUGUGUUGCGUCCACGUCCCUGGCUAGAGCGCUGGGAACGUCAAAACUUGCGUGGAGUGGCCAAUAUUGAUCAAUAUCUGAAGGAUAAGCAUCGCAAGUCGUCAGAGAAGGUACAAAAGCCUUGGGAGAAGUACGAUCUGAUGAAGCAAUACCGUGCCACUAUUCCCGAGGAGGAGCAAAAGGAGAUAUUUGCUGAGGUUCAUACAGAACUUCACACAUUGGAACUGCAACGCAAGCGUAACAAGCGGAAACGCACCUUUGUCAAACCUAAGCAUCUGGCUUAAAUAUUGAUAAGCUAUGGCAUUUGUUAUCCCUAUUUGUACUAUAAUAAAAAACGAUUCUUCUGUGAA
Drosophila albomicans is the source of this 1075-nucleotide messenger RNA. RefSeq names its product 39S ribosomal protein L19, mitochondrial (gene mRpL19). Gene Ontology annotation, biological process: translation. Gene Ontology annotation, cellular component: ribosome; mitochondrial large ribosomal subunit. Bases 89 to 1009 code for a protein of 306 amino acids. Lineage: Eukaryota; Metazoa; Arthropoda; Insecta; Diptera; Drosophilidae. The record is from RefSeq and is a predicted model, not a curated record. Gene Ontology annotation, molecular function: structural constituent of ribosome. The transcript is spliced from 2 exons.